AUGCAACGUGCCUUAUGCUCUUCCACAGUUAAAUUAGUCUACCUUUAGAGUUCACGUCCUUCUAUUUUUAUUUGAAACAAUCUCUAUCUUGGGUUUUCCCUGGAAAACCGUGUACGUACAUGGUCCAUGCCUUCAUUUUUUUUAUAAUUAAAGUAUCCAUUGUUACUCCUGGAGUAUCUCCUCCCCAUAUUCUUUUGUUUUUUUUUAAUCUGAGAGUUAGAUGUCAUUUUUCUGUGGUAAUCAAAGUCUCCUCCGAAAAGUCUUCCUAUUAUAUCUCUGUCUUGGAGUUGCUUACAUGGAGGGUCUUUUAUUUAGAAUUCUUCAGACUUUCUAUCUCCUUCUUGAAAAUCUGACUGUUCGUUAGAGAAUUCUUGAAAGGCUUUUGUUCGAGUACACUGUUGACAUAAUUGUUCUUUUCUCUAAUCUUUUCCCGCCUCUUUCACAUUGACUCCAUAUGUCAAAUAAAUCCUGUAACUCCAUAUUGUGGAGUUGGUCAUUGCUUUUAGUGUUCCGUAGCAUAGCGAUUUAUCAUUCAUUCCACCUUGUCUCUUAGAGGAUUUGGUGGAUGUAGUUCUUAUUUAGCCAUGGUCUUUAAUGAUACUGCUAAUGUGCAGUUAACCGGAGGAAAAAUAGGUGACCGUCUGAUGGCAGAAGCAGAAACAAAUCUCGCCAUAAACGUGCUUCCUGGGCUGCUAUCAGAUUCUUAUGAAGUGCAAGGAAGAGGGGAACUACAAUUAGGUCUAAUUCUUAUCACCUCGAUGUUUUUUGAAAUGUUUCAUGGAAAGCCAGCACACAAUUUCGAGGAUAACCAUUUUUUGUGUUGUAAUUCAUCACUGUCAUUUUUUAUGCAGCAAUUGAACCUUUGA
Spirodela intermedia is the source of this 866-nucleotide messenger RNA. The record is from the annotation of a GenBank genome assembly. Lineage: Eukaryota; Viridiplantae; Streptophyta; Magnoliopsida; Alismatales; Araceae.